This is a messenger RNA of Uranotaenia lowii, 788 nucleotides long. RefSeq lists its product as uncharacterized. The coding region runs from base 1 to 747 and encodes 248 amino acids. The record is from RefSeq and is a predicted model, not a curated record. NCBI's taxonomy places the organism in Eukaryota, Metazoa, Arthropoda, Insecta, Diptera, Culicidae. The transcript is spliced from 2 exons.
AUGUCAAAUUUGAGGGCUCGUGCACAACCGACAGAACAAGAUUUGCGGAAUGAAAAGCAGGCUUUACUCGGAAUCAAACUUUUGGAAGCAGUAUGUAAAUUGUUUGUUGUUAUUCAAUCAUUUCGUUUGAAUGUUGAAGCAAGUUGUGUUUUUUCUUUGGUAUUUGUGGCUCGUCGCUUUUUUGGUGACCGUAUAGGAAGUUUGGCCUGCAUCCCGGUUCAUAUUCUGGCAGUCCUCAACGAAAUAGGACCGCUUCCCAACGAUGUGUUCCUUUACGUCAUCUAUGUCGGAUACUUUUUUUCAUCGUUUGGUUGGUUCCUGCUGAAUAUCUUCACGAAGUCCAAAAUUAUCUACACCUGGGAAGCAGCAUACGCGCUGUCUGGAUUCGUUGCGUUUGCUGCAUGUGGAUUUAUUGAUAUGUAUAUGGUAGAGAAAGAUGUCCACUUGCCGUAUCUGACCGACAAACAAGAAUGGUAUCACAAAUAUUUCGAGUACAGCCGCAUAGAGAGUAUUCUGUCGAUGCAAACUUCGGGAUUGUUUCUCAUUCACGGGAUCUUCAUGCUAGAUAUUCUGGGCGUCCUGGAGAAGUUUGAGGGGGAUGGCUACCCCGGAAGUCAUGCAACUAUCGAGAGUAAAGACGCUGACGCCUACCGUCGCUUGCGAUUGAAGCCUUUUUGGAUUCCACUAUUUGGAUGGAUCUGUAGAAUGUGCCUAUCAAAAUGCUGCCGCUCCAAUGCGAGACAUUAGAAGGAUGAAGAAACUGUUUUUGGAAAAAGUAGAAAAUAAAC